Molecule: messenger RNA, 1271 nt
Organism: Ananas comosus (pineapple)
Lineage: Eukaryota; Viridiplantae; Streptophyta; Magnoliopsida; Poales; Bromeliaceae
Exons: 1
Coding region: 386-1078 (230 amino acids)
Source: RefSeq, a predicted model, not a curated record
AAAGUCAAAAGCAACGAAUUUUUUAUACUUCUGAUAGUAUAGUAACGCUACUCUAUUAUUAUUAUUAUUAUUAUUAUUAUUAUUGUUAUCGUUGUUGUUGUUGUUGUUAUUAGUAUUAAAUUAUAUUUAAUAUUUUUAUGAUGGUACUGGGGCCCAAAUUCCAAGACCAACACCGAUGCAUCACCUCCUGGGCUGCGAUAAAACACCGCCGAAAGGAAGGAAUGGAGGAAGGUCCACCACCAACACGCACAUACAAAAGUUACGAAGCCCCUGCUGCCGCAUCCUCCUCUUGUGUUGAAUUAUAUUGGAUUGGAUUAGAGCGUGGGGGGAUUGGGGAAAGGAAAGGAGAAGUCGGCGACGAGUAGGAAAUCCGGCGCCGACUUCAAUGGCGACGGGCUGGGUUCGAGCCCUGCGCUGCAAAUCCAAUGCCGUCGACGACGUCGCGUCGCCGCCGAUUUCUCUAAAGAAGCCCCUCCUCCUCCCCAUCUCCUGCGCCGACUCCUCGCUUUUACCGAAAUACCCCUCCUCUUUUCCCAAAAUACCCUCCGCUGCGAAACGUCGGCGCCGUGCUAGGGCUAGUAGUAGUAGUAGUAGCAGUAGGAGCAAGGCGAAGCCCUCGGCGUUCCCCGCCUCGCCCAUGGCGGCGGCGGCGGCGGCGGCGGAGGGGGGGGCGUUCCCGACGCUGGCGGAGGUGCCGGAGGGGCACUCGUCGCGGCGGGUGGUGGAGAUCAUCUUCGUGUCGAGCUGGGGCGCGGCGCCGUUCCCGGGCGAGAUCGAGAUGCUCUUCCGCGUCCACAACCCGGCGCGCACCGCGGCGCGGUUCGAGGAGUACCGCGACGCCGUGCGCGCCCGCGCCGCGCGCUCCGGGGAGCCCCGCUGCGCCGCGGACGGGAACGAGGUGAUGCGCUUCCACUGCGGCGGCGGCGGCGGCGUGGCGGCCGAGGGGAUCUGGACCGAGUCGGAUCCCGAGUCGGAGGGCGACUCGGUCUCGCUCGGCAAGGGCGAGCUCGUCGUCUUCGAUCGCCGCGCCGUUCUCCCCUGCUUCCUAAUCAUCUACAAAAUUAACACUUCUAAUUAAAAUUUUUGGCCAUUUUCUAACUCGUUUCUGUGACUAGAUCCUAAUUUUAGUGUUGUGUUGUGUGGUGUGUGGUGUGUGGUGUUUGUGCAGUGGACCCAAAAUAGAAUUUUUUGGGUUGGUAGGCUAAAAUGUGAUGUAAAAGAUGCUCUUUUUUUCUUUAAUUUUAUGGGUAUAGAAACUUUUUUAUGUUAUU